AUGAAGUACCCAAAUGAUGAAUUUGUCAACAGGCUUAUAUCAAGUUGUCGAGUUCUUGAAGACUUGGUUGUGGAACAAAUCCUCGAUGACAAUGUGGUUAUGUUGAGCGUUAGAGUGCCUUCUCUAAAGAGCUUAGUCUUGCACCAAAAACUAAAAAAAGGCAAAGCUAGUGGGUUUAUUUUAGACACUCCUGCUUUGGAGUUCUUGGAUGUUGUUGAAUAUUCUCAGGGUUCUCACAUCGUCGAGAAUGUUAUGCCUAACAUCGUGAAGGCAAAUGUUGACAUUUUUCAUUCCCAAACUGAGCAAAUUUUGGGUUCUAUAACUUUAGCCAAGUAUCUCCAUCUCUGCUUACCAAGCUCAAAGUCAAAGAACGUGUCCUACCCUCAUGGUAGUAUCUUCAAGCUUCUUGUAUAUCUAAAGAUAUGCACAUGUUUGGCUGAGUGGCUGAGUCUACUUAUGCGUAUGCUCAGAAAUUCCCCUAAUUUACAAGUUCUCGAGAUUGAACAGGUCCAUUGCCUUCGAAAUGACCAAUCGCGACCGUGCUGGAGUGAACCAAGCUCGAUACCUAAUUGUCUUUUAUACAGCCUUGAAACCUUCAAAUGGGAAUGUUAUACUCAAAGAAUAGAAGAGAAAGAAAUGGCGGCAUUCAUCUUAAGAAGUGCAAUCUGUUUAAAGAAGGCAACUAUUAUCCCUUCUAAGUCUAUUGACGACGACAAGAAACUUGAGAUGCACAAGGAGUUGUCAUUAUUGCCAAGAUAUUCGCCAAUUUGUCAGCUUGCAUUCAGCUGA
Messenger RNA from Capsella rubella, 789 nucleotides. Its product is annotated as putative FBD-associated F-box protein At5g56390. Bases 1 to 789 code for a protein of 262 amino acids. The transcript is spliced from 3 exons. Lineage: Eukaryota; Viridiplantae; Streptophyta; Magnoliopsida; Brassicales; Brassicaceae. The record is from RefSeq and is a predicted model, not a curated record.